Messenger RNA from Caenorhabditis briggsae, 3033 nucleotides. Gene Ontology annotation, molecular function: DNA binding. The coding region runs from base 1 to 3033 and encodes 1010 amino acids. The record is from RefSeq and is a predicted model, not a curated record. NCBI's taxonomy places the organism in Eukaryota, Metazoa, Nematoda, Chromadorea, Rhabditida, Rhabditidae. The transcript is spliced from 17 exons.
AUGAUGACAACAACUACUACAGUAAUCCCGGACACUGUCAUGCGGACCGGUCUCGCGCCAGCUCCAAACAUCCCGAAUCCAAGGAACGCCGGACGCAAAAAGAGCAACCCGGUCUGGGAAUUCUUCACCGAUCUUCGAACACAUGGCUUGGCUGGGGUACGGUGUCGCUUUUGUCACUGGGUCACAAAUGACCGUAGUCCGACGACCAUGAAAUUUCAUUUAAAACGAAAACAUGAUACUGGACCCGGAGGGUUAUGGGCGAUUUGUGAGGAGAAGAUCAAUUCACAAGCACCAGCCAAUUAUGCGCCUCGGAUGAAGAAACAGCCAGAAGACAUCUUUCUAAAAGCCCUAAGCCAACCAUCCCCAUUCAAUUUCAAUCCAUUCGCGACGGCGGAAAUCAAAAUGGGAGCACCUGAUGAUUUUUUAACAGCACUCAUCGAACAAGCCAAACAAUACGCCCAUUCAAGCACAUCACCAUCCGCAGGAUCAGUUGAAGGAAACGCGUCCAACGAAAAUGAGAGUCUAACCAGUGAUUCUGUCUUUUUGAGCAAGCUAAACAGCUCUUUUCCUGUGGUCUGGGAAUUCUUCACCGAUCUUCGAACACAUGGCUUGGCUGGGGUACGGUGUCGCUUUUGUCACUGGGUCACAAAUGACCGUAGUCCGACGACCAUGAAAUUUCAUUUAAAACGAAAACAUGAUACUGGACCCGGAGGGUUAUGGGCGAUUUGUGAGGAGAAGAUCAAUUCACAAGCACCAGCCAAUUAUGCGCCUCGGAUGAAGAAACAGCCAGAAGACAUCUUUCUAAAAGCCCUAAGCCAACCAUCCCCAUUCAAUUUCAAUCCAUUCGCGACGGCGGAAAUCAAAAUGGGAGCACCUGAUGAUUUUUUAACAGCACUCAUCGAACAAGCCAAACAAUACGCCCAUUCAAGCACAUCACCAUCCGCAGGAUCAGUUGAAGGAAACGCGUCCAACGAAAAUGAGAGUCUAACCAGUGAUUCUGUCUUUUUGAGCAAGCUAAACAGCUCUUUUCCUGUGAAAGAAGAAGAUUCGUCUUCGUCGUCGGUCAGUGGAAGCACUUCAACAUCCACGUCUUCAUCAGAUUUCCAUUUAAGUGAUGGGUCAAGUAUCGCGGCACUCUUGCAAAUCGCAACAGAUUCCGAUUUGAUUUUUACGUUUAAUGCGAGAAAAUCUGGAGAGUACUGUUUCGAGAAUAAUGCCAAAAAUCAUAAAAUGAUCACUCUGACCGAUUGCGGCAACGAAAUCCGAGUGAGCCAACUCGAAAACGACGAGGAGAUUCGUGUGGAAAAUUGGCGGAAAAGCGAUUGGCAACAGUUCACAUGGGCGGUCCGCGGGACUUGUCUUCACUUUUUGAAAGGCACGUCUCCCCAUCCCCGUCGAAAGAAGAGACGUCGGUGUCCAUAUCGAAAAAACGAUAAAGGAAAAAUCAGAUGGCGUCAUAAGCUUCGAAAGUGGAAACGGAGAAAGAAGAGAUUGCGAAAACGAGCGAAGAAUUCGAAAUCGAAAAGUUCGAAAUCCUCCACAAUGACUCCAGAACAAAAGGAGAGAAAAGCCAGAAGAAAGAAAAUCAAGAAACGAAAGAAGCUUCGAAGGAAAAAGGUUCAGAGGAGAAAACAUCGAAUUCGACGACAUUUAUAUGAUUCGAACCGCAAGAAGAUGCCAGAGAAAUCGAAGAAAUUGAAGAAGGAUAUUAUUAUUAUUAUUAUUGCAAGACUUCGUGCCUUAAGACGCGUCAAACGAGUCCGAAUCCUCCAUAAAUACCAACGAGAUCGUGCAUUGAUCUGUUCAGCAAAACGAAAAGCUAUUCAGAAUCUCAACAUGUGCUGGAAACGGGCUAGACAUCGUCGCAAGAAGUAUCAAAGAUACCGUAGACAACUGGAGAAUUUUGCAAAUCGAAAACGAAUCACUCAAUGGAGGAAUUGUCAAAUUCCAAAGGAGAAAAAAGCGGUUCAAGUGCAUUUUGAUCUACCCAAAGCAUCGACUCAGCGGAGAAAAGAGACAAAACGUGUCGAGUAUGAGAGACAGUAUCCGAUUAAAGUAGCUAUCAAUGCUGUCGAAAUGAAAAGUGAACAAGUUCAUGUGGCGAAUAAAGGAAAAGUUGCAUUGGGCAGUUUGCAGCUCCGUGUUCAAGAGAGCAUUGUUGGUGAUUUUGGACGUGUUCGUGCAAGAAUUCAAUACAUUGGACAUGGGGACCAAGGUUUCUGUGAUGUUCGUUGGCAGUCUCAACUACACGACAAGGGGAACGGAUCAAACGAAGCCCAAAUCCUGGCCAAACUUGCACAUUUGGGAUCUCAAAAUGCCGUGCGAGUGUUGUUCUUUGGCCAGUUUAUGACUCUGCAAUGCACAAUGACGAGUCUAAUUGGCUACGCAAACUUGGGCAUCUGUCCAGCAAGCUUCUCGUUCUUGAAAUCCAACCCGUCUUUGAUUGUUUUCAACAAUUUUCAAUUCGCUCGAACUUUUGAGAGUCUUCGUAAGCAACCAGAGGAUUCAGAAGACCUUCGGAAGCACAGCAGGAAGACGUCACGGGUGCGACGUCUUCCGAAGAAUCUUGUACUUCCUUACAUGUCGAGACGGCAGCAUUUUCGUAUGGUCAAGGGUGCUCCGGAUGAUUAUGAGUCGUGGUUUUAUUUCUGUGCAAGAGUUUUGAAUGAGGGGAAACCUCUGGAAUGGGAGAAAAAAGACGUGCUAAAAGAGAUGGACCACAUGAAAAUGUCGCUUGCAAAAUAUGAAUUCGUCAAGAAAUACAAACAUUCCGACCCAUUGGCAGAUAAGAAGAUGAAACAGAUUCUGGCUUACUGCCUCUCGGCCAACGAGACGAAUGCCAAGAAAUUGGGAUAUUUCGUUGAAAGAGUGAUUCAACAUUGGGUGGAUAAACUGGCGAAUAAUGAAAAACGAGAAGAGCCGUGGUCAUGGAUUGACGAAAAAGAGUCGAAGAAACUUGAAAAAGAAAAGAAGUCGUGGGAGAAUAAGUUGAAAGCAGAGUUUCCGGAGAAAUCGAGAAAGUGUAACUAUUAG